UUGCUUGUUCAUACACAUUGCUAGUCUAGUAUCAUGGCAAGCAAGGAGAGAGAAGGUUACGAUUUCGUCUUACUUUACCACGAAGAUGACCAAGACAUGGCGUUUGAUGUCUUGGAGUCGGUAGAGGAAAACUUUUCGCUUCGUGGGUUCUUCCACGGAAGGGAUGCCAUUCCUGGGAAGAGCAUUUUCGACCAGUUGGAGACAAGUCUCCAGUUCAGCCGAAACGUACUGUGUCUCCUAACACCGAGAUCCGUGGACGAGGGUUGGGGCAAUUUUCAGAUAGAAAAUGCGGUCCUGACCAGGUUGCUUAGUGAGAAACAUAAAAAUGUUGUCUCAGUGAUGUUGGAAGAAUGUCCCGUACCGAUUGCUCUACAAGAUACUCCACCCCUAAAGCCAACGGGACAGUGGUAUUGGAGCGUUCUGUAUAGGAGCCUUGUUAAAAACACAGGGCCAUGUCCAGUUUCCAUAAGAGCUUCAGCAGAAAAGGUUUUCAAAGCUGUCCAACCAGACAAGGGAAAGGCUGUCACCUUCUGUAGAAACCUGGGUGUCCCUGACGUGGUUUGUGAAGAGAUUUCCACCCAAGCUGCCGGCAUCAGAGCUCUCCUUGUUCAGGUGUUUAACUGCUGGACCAAACAUUAUGGGCAAGAUGGGACGGACAAUAUGGUAGACAUGGCUUUGCGGAAAACGCUUGCAGGUGAAUGCAGACAUUGA
Messenger RNA from Branchiostoma belcheri (Belcher's lancelet), 711 nucleotides. RefSeq lists its product as uncharacterized. Lineage: Eukaryota; Metazoa; Chordata; Leptocardii; Amphioxiformes; Branchiostomatidae. The coding region runs from base 34 to 711 and encodes 225 amino acids. Gene Ontology annotation, biological process: signal transduction. The record is from RefSeq and is a predicted model, not a curated record. The transcript has 3 exons.